AUGGCUUUCACUGAUUUCAGCUGCGUCUUCUACGAAAAGGGCGACGCACUUGGCAAGGUCCUGGCCUAUGCAGCCCUUCUACCUUAUGUGCUCAUUUUGCACCAUGCUUCGCAGUUCUACGGUCGCAGAUUGGUUCAAGAAGGUGUCAUCGUCGCGGGCUUCGUGAUGAAUGAGGGCAUUGCAAGAGGUCUUAAGCAUGGUCUAAGGCAUCCACGGCCCGCAGAUACUUGUGCUAAGCUCGACCUGUGUGACUCGUUUGGGAUGCCCAGCUCCCACACGCAAUGCAUCGCUUUCGCAUUCAUGUUACACUUUCUGCUAUGCAUGCGAAGCGUGGGGGGGAAGAGCCUUGGCACGCGACUGAUUGAGGCCUGCGAAGUGGUCGGCCUGGCUUUCGCUUGUUUGCUUACGGCUUCCUCUAGAGUUUACCUGGGGUAUCACACAACUGAUCAGGUCGUGGUUGGCGGGUUGCUGGGGCUUGUUAUCGGGGCGACGUGCUUCGCUGUGCUGGGUUGGCGAGGGAGGCAGUAUGGUAUCGUAAUCUCUCGAAAAAAGCACGAUAAGGCAAAGCAGCUGUGGCUGAGAAUGGACAACGCCUCCCAGCUGCGGGCGGAUUUGGAGGCUGUCUCUAAGGGCGACCGCCACUUGCAAUUUAAACGCAGCUCCUCCAAGAGCCUGCUCAGUGUGGCGGCGGGGGGCCAGGGAACCCCAUUUGCAGCGCCAAGCGGUCCCAGCGGGGCUACCUCCGCCACUGCCUCUGCCGCCUCCAGCCCCCCUCGCCGCUUCCUGCGCUCCAUGACCUCCGCCAUCCACUCCUCCCACUCCGUGUCCACCGUGCUGCCACACGGCUCCGUGUGUUUUGACCGGCCACCCUCCGCGUCCGUGAACGCAGCUGCCGCAGCCGCAUUCCCGUCCCGUCUGCCCUCCCGCCGUGCGUCCAACGCCAGUGGUGGUGCCACGGAUGCGUCCGGGGAGGAGGUGCGGCUCACUAAUAGCGGAGGAUCCAAGAGGUAUGCCGGGGAGAGUCCCCCCUCCCGCCGCCCCUCCCGGCCAUCCCGCGUGUCCGUGUUUCGUGACAUGCCCGACUAUGCGGCCGCCAUUUCCCGGCAAAACCAGCUCGAGGAUACGGUGGCGGAGCUGGAGGAACAAGUUCGCGAGCUGGCUGCGGACAACGAGCGGCGUCAGGAGAGCUACAUGCGGCGGGAGGCGGCUCUGCAGGAGGACGUGGCCAAGCUGGAGGAGCAGCUCAGGAAGGCCAGGGGGGAGCAGCCGCAGAACCCGACAUUCGGAAAGGCGGCGGCAAACAUACGUGAACUGCACAACCAGGUGGUGUCCCAGAUUGAGGACCUGCUCACCGCCCAGGCCGCAUCCUUCCGCAGCGAGGAGCACUCCACUCUGCGCAACUUCACCGCCCGGCUGGACGAGCUGGAGGCGGCAGUGGUGACUGAGCGGGCCAAGGGGGCGGCCCGGGAAGACAUCGACACUGUGGAGCAGGUCAAGAAGCUGAGGACGCAGCUGGAGGAUACGCAACAGAUUGCACAGAUCCUGGACAAGAAGCACAGCGUGUUGGCGGAGGAGAACUCCCGACUGAGGGCCCAGUUCAAACUGCAGGAGGCGGACAGGGAGUACCUCAUCAAGCAAACGGUGGCGCUCAAGAAGGAAAACACCGCACUCCGAAACCAGCUGACGGCACUGUUGGAGGAGAUGGCCGUACUCAACCAGGAAAAGGAGGAGCUCAUGAGGGCGGCGACAGCCGUUGGCCCUGACGGCGGCAGCACGGUCGGCGCUGGCGUCCUUCUGACCCUAGGUGGCGGACGGCCAGGCUCGGCCGUGGCCUCGACACGGCCUUGGUCCUCACGCGGCGGCGGCGGCGGCGGCGGCGGGGUCUCUGCCUCCGCUGCGGCCGCGGCAGUGACCUCCGCCGCCGCCGGCCCCGAGGGUCAGGUGGCUGUUAAGAUCCAGCGGUACGAGGACGUGAUAGAGAACCUAAAGCGGUUGUUGGAGGCUGAGCGGCGGCGCACCAAGCAGGCCCGGGCGGCGCACACGUUGGAGCUGCAGCAGCGCACGGGGCUUCAAGCGGUCCUUAGGCAGUGUGUGGAGGACUUACGGGAGAGGCGCAAGCUGCUGGCAGCUGCCGCUGGCGAUGGCAACCUAACACCGGCUGAGCGUCAGGAUCUGAUCUCCAUGCUGUUGGGCAAGGAAGAGAUUCUGCGGGCGGUGUUUGAUCGGGCGUUCCCUGGAGUCACCCCGCAUCCCCCUUCGGACCCCUACCUGGACCGAAUGGCAAACUGGCAGGAGCAUCGUGAUGCGCAGGUGGCUGCCAAUGCCAAAGUGAUCGCAGCCGCCAAGAACGCCGUAUUGGCCCCCGCGACCGCCGUGAAGGAGUCCACUCCAGGGGGCAUGUUGCUCAAGGAGGCCGCGAACCGGCCCUGGGUACUCAACGUGGAUGCCAUGUUGUCCGAGUUCCUAGGGGGCCCAGGAGGGGGAGGGCCGGGGGUGGCGGGGGCUGCAUCGCUCAAGUCCAUGGGGGUAGCUUCCGCCGCGUCCGGUGUGCCAGGAGGAGGGGCGGGAGUUGUACGGAUCGUACGACCCACUUGCAGCCACGGCACGGUUUCCGAGCCUGUGGGGAGCGCGGCCGCCGCAUCCGAUGAUAGUCGGGCGCUUCUACUGAGGCACAUCCUCGGUGGUACCCCAGCAACCCGAUGGAGGUUUCGGAACGCAGCAGCGAGCAUUGUGGAGGCAUGCGGUUGGAGGAAUCUGCGUGAGCGGCGCCUAAUUUCAUGGGCCUCGAGUGAGCGCAUGGUGUCAGAGCUCAUGCUGUGGGUGGAGGGCCAGCUGCAAGGCUUCCCACGACCACCGAGCAAGACGUGA
Messenger RNA from Volvox carteri f. nagariensis, 2868 nucleotides. RefSeq lists its product as uncharacterized. The transcript has 13 exons. The record is from RefSeq and is a predicted model, not a curated record. NCBI's taxonomy places the organism in Eukaryota, Viridiplantae, Chlorophyta, Chlorophyceae, Chlamydomonadales, Volvocaceae. Bases 1 to 2868 code for a protein of 955 amino acids.